AUGAUUUCUCAACUUCUCAAUUCAGGAUAUACUAAUAUGACAGAAUUGAUUGAACUUGUUGUACCUAUGAUAUGGGCAUAUGUUGAUGAUGUCAAGUCAUGGUUUGAUGAUUCGUUUUGGAUGAGAUUUGCGACCUUUCCUGAAGUAUGGGUUGCAAGUUCAUAUAAAGGUUCAUCUGGUGAAAUAACGCCAAUGAGUUAUAUUGGUCAUCAUCAACGUAAUCAACAAACAUGGCUUGAAACAAUGUACACAGCAUCAAAAAGACAUAGAGUAAAUUUUACUGGUGUUGCUGUUACUGGUUGGUCUCGUUAUGAUCAUAUGCUUGCACUAUGCGAAUUUAUUCCAACAUCUAUACCUUCACUUGCAUAUUCUCUACAAACAAUUGAACAUGGACGUUUAACUGAUGAAUUGAAUGAAACAAUAUCUCGAACAUUAUUAGGUUGCUAUCAAAUGCCAUUAUGGGAACGAUCAGCAUUUGCAACAUUUAUAGCAUGUAAAUUUCCAGGCCAUGAAAUGUAUGAAAUGAUGCAUCAAUAUGAUAGUAUUAUGCGGCAACAUCAAGAGACUAUGGCAUUUGUGCGCUUAUUCACAACAGAUAUUCAUUUACGUCAAAAUUAUAUCCAUUAUAAACGUGCUGAAGAAUCUCUUGAACGUUUACUUUCUCUGGAAAGUCAAAUGAUUCAUUUUAUUGAUGCAUUUCAAAAUGCAUGUUUAGUGUUCUUUACAGAUGAUAUAGGUCCAGAAUGGUUACAAACUUAUUUGAUGCAUACAUUUAACGAAGUUCAACAACGUGUCAGUUUUCUUGAUAGCUCAUUAAAAACACAAUCAUCAUGGUUGCAACGUCCGCUACCAAAAAAUACUUCCAGAAUAGUUGUCAAACGACGAAAUAUAACAUUUAAUAGUUUAAUAAGGUUCUCUCAAUAG
Messenger RNA from Rotaria socialis, 924 nucleotides. NCBI's taxonomy places the organism in Eukaryota, Metazoa, Rotifera, Eurotatoria, Philodinida, Philodinidae. The record is from the annotation of a GenBank genome assembly.